AUGCACGAGCUCACUAGAGAUGAGUCAGAGGAGUGGAAUUCCUGUGAACAGUGCGGAAAGAAUUUUAAUAGCAAAAAAAAUUUAAGAAGACAUUUGAAAUUCCACCAAGACUAUAAGAAACCAUUUAUUUGCGAUUUUUGUGAAAAGGCUUUUUAUCAGAGUUCAAACUUAAAACAGCAUUUGAGGAUACAUACCAAAGAAAGACCCUUUGCUUGCAAUCAAUGUGACAAGACUUUUUCAUACAAUUCAAACUUGACAAGACAUUUAAGAGUCCACACUAAGGACAGGCCGUACGCUUGCAAUUAUUGCGGGAAAUCAUUUUCGCAGGGUGCACAUUUGAAAUCACACUACGACAGAAUACACAGCAACAGAACCUACCCUUCGACUCAGAAAGCACACUGGAACGUGCACGCUUUGGGCACGAGACAAACACCACGCACCUGUCGUUAUUGCGAAGAAUUUUUCGAUAGCUUUUCAAAGUAUCUAGUGCAUUUGAAGGUGCACGAUGGCGAAAAGCCGCAUUGUUGCGAUUGUUGCAAAAAGACAUUUACCACUGCUAUUAGCUUAAAAACGCAUAUGAAUAUACACACUAAAGAAAAACUAUACUCUUGUGAGUAUUGUGAAAAGACCUUCACACAUGCAUCAAAUUUGUCUGUGCAUGUGAGGAUACAUACGGAAGAAAAGCCGUAUAGUUGUGAGUACUGCGACAAGACUUUCCGCAGCUGCUCGGAUAAGAUAAAGCACGUGAGGAUUCACACUAACGAAAAACCAUAUUCUUGCGAGUAUUGCGAAAAGACAUAUUCCGAUAGUUCAGCUUUGAAAUCCCAUGUGCAGUGGAAACACACCAAAGAAAGGCCGUUUCAAUGUAGCGAUUGCGAGAAGAGUUUUGUCACAAGAAAAAGUCUGAAAAUCCAUGCAACAGUACAUGGCAAAGGGAGUGUGGCCAUUAGAAAGAAGCCACCGAAGUCUGUUUUCCUGUAG
This is a messenger RNA of Uloborus diversus, 981 nucleotides long. RefSeq names its product zinc finger protein 879-like. Gene Ontology annotation, cellular component: chromosome. Gene Ontology annotation, molecular function: chromatin insulator sequence binding. Lineage: Eukaryota; Metazoa; Arthropoda; Arachnida; Araneae; Uloboridae. The record is from RefSeq and is a predicted model, not a curated record. Gene Ontology annotation, biological process: regulation of transcription by RNA polymerase II. The transcript has a single exon. The coding region runs from base 1 to 981 and encodes 326 amino acids.